AUGACAAGCAGAGUCAAAAGCAUGCUUUUAAGACUCUCGUUGACUUUCGAAUUUCAGUGCAUUGAUGAUAGUGGAGAUGUGAUGAUGGAGUGCUUUAAUGAUUUAGAUGAUGACUUCUUCGGUUCAGUUAGGAAGAUGAUUCUUAGUAGAUACCCUUGGAUCCAUCUUUCUAGAUGUGCUAGUCAUGAAGUUGAGGCUCUUUUAGAAUUAACAUACCUACAAAUUCCUUUGAUUCAUAGGACUCUUCAGACGGCGAACUUGAUUUUCAAAUGUUUACACAAGCAUGAUUUUGAUUUGAUCCCAAGAAGAAAUCAUACGAGAAAUUGGCUUCGUCCUAGUUUGAUCAAGUUUGCCAUUGAAUUUUAUGUUCUACGUUCAGUUCUGGAAAUCGAAAAAGAAUUAAAGGCCUUGCAGCUACCUAAUGACCAAAAUGUCUUUGCUGAAGCUGAUGUUGUGUAUAAAGCUAUUCAUUCUACAGAAUUUUGGAGUAAUGGGAAAACGGUGCUGCAAGUUUUACAGCCAAUUUUUCAAGUUCUUGAGCUCGUAGAUUGCAAUGUCUCAACUUCAGGAUAUCUCUAUGAUGCAAUGAAGAAAGUCGAAAAUGCAUUUAAACAGCAUUGUGAAGGCGAUGAGGGAAUAAGCGCAGAGUUUAAAUUUGGGCGAAACCGUAUAAUAACUCCAAUGCAUGCAGCUGCAGCUUUUCUGAACCCUGCUUACAUGGGUAGCCAGAACUUCACAGAAGGCGAUGAAAUAAAGAAGGGUAAAUGGUGGGAGUGUUUUGGUGAUCGUUAUCCUAUACUGCAGAAGUAUGCAAUACGGAUCUUGAGUGAAACUUGCUCUACUUCACUAUGCUAUCCUUGUGACUUCCGGUCGAAUCAUUUGGUUGAUGAAUUCAGCAUGAACAUGAUUAUGAUGGAAAAUUUCAGGCUGUCGAAAUCACAGAGCGAUUUGGAGCCGAUUGCAGUUGAUAGAAUAAGUGGACUUCCUGAAUUUGCUGAUCAUGAAUAUGUUUUAGGAAUAUUGGAGUCUUUAGACUAG
This is a messenger RNA of Pistacia vera, 1038 nucleotides long. RefSeq lists its product as uncharacterized. Gene Ontology annotation, molecular function: protein dimerization activity. The coding region runs from base 1 to 1038 and encodes 345 amino acids. The transcript is spliced from 2 exons. The record is from RefSeq and is a predicted model, not a curated record. Lineage: Eukaryota; Viridiplantae; Streptophyta; Magnoliopsida; Sapindales; Anacardiaceae.